This is a messenger RNA of Aspergillus costaricaensis CBS 115574, 999 nucleotides long. Its product is annotated as transaldolase family protein. The transcript is spliced from 7 exons. The record is from RefSeq and is a predicted model, not a curated record. Gene Ontology annotation, biological process: pentose-phosphate shunt, non-oxidative branch; carbohydrate metabolic process. Gene Ontology annotation, molecular function: transaldolase activity. Bases 1 to 999 code for a protein of 332 amino acids. Gene Ontology annotation, cellular component: intracellular anatomical structure. Lineage: Eukaryota; Fungi; Ascomycota; Eurotiomycetes; Eurotiales; Aspergillaceae.
AUGACUAUCCAAACUGGACUCGACUACAUCCGCUCUCGCUCCAUUGUCGACUGCGACACCAUGGACGAGCAAGGCACCACAGUUGCCAAAACCCUUGGUCCUUUCCACGACUGCACCUCCAACCAGGCAAUAGCUUACAACGAACUCACUAAGCCCGAACAUGUCGAGCUUCUCCAAUCCUCUCUCACCAAAGCCAAAGCUUUCAUCCAAGAAUACCCCGGUCUAACCAUCGAAGAACUCGCCGUCGAGAUAGCAAUGAUAUCCCUCUCCCUAAGAAUCGCACCCCACAUCACCGGUCACAUCCACAUCCAAACAAACCCCUACUACUCCUACUCCACCGAAAAGACCAUUGUCAACGCCCUCCGCAUAGUCAACCUAACCCACCACCUCUCCCCCACCCACCCGCAAUCCCGCAUCUGCAUCAAAAUCCCCAGCACCUGGGAAGGUCUCAAAGCAUGCCAAGUCCUCGAACAAGCCGGGGUGCGAACCCUCGCCACAACCCUCUUCACCAUGCCUCAAGCCAUCCUAGCAGCAGAAGUAGGAUGCACGUACAUCGCACCAUACGUGAACCAACUGCGAGUGCAUUUCGAGCCGGGCUUCAAAGACCCCUCCCCCCUGCUACACUUCAGCGCCCUAGUCCAGAAAUACUACGUCUCCAUCGGAUUCCCAACACAGGUAUUACCCGCUAGUUUGACGUCCACGAACGAGAUCUUCGCCUUGGCGGGCGUGCAGCAUAUUACGAUUGCUCCUGGGUUGUUGGAGGAGUUGACGAAGCCGUGGGAGGGGAAUGUACCGGUAGAAUCGCUGUUUGAGUCCCCUGCUGUGGUGGAGGGGGCUGUGCCUGGGAAGGAAGUGUCGUAUGUGGGUGAUGAGGCGGGGUAUCGGAUUGCGUUUACGAGGGAUGCGAAUGGGUUGAGUGAGGAGAAGUUGACUCAGGCUGUGAAUAUUUUCUGUGAUAUGCAGGAUAAAUUGGUCCAGGUUUUUAAGGGGUUGAAUUGA